AUGGACUACGUUACCCGAGGGGUCUGUGGUCAAGAGGGAUGCCGUGAGAUCCGGUACUAUCUCGACAAUGGUCUCUGGUAUUGUCGACGCGGUCACUUGCAGGAGGGUGUCCAAGUUGCCGAGGAUGCCGAUGAUUUCGGAAACCUAGGCAAAACCCAUCGCCUGAAGAAAGAAAUCAAAGAAAAGAUCAGCAAGACACUCCGUGGCCGUCAGGCAUACACGCUUUUCUUGCAGACUUACCAACUUAUCCUGUGGAAACAAUGUCAUGCCUUGGUUCAUGAACUAGGUUUCCCAGAAGAGCUUGAGAUUGUUGUCCGCGACCUUUGGGCUCUUCGACUACAAGACUUUACAGCAAAGAUCACUGACACUGAAGAUGACGACUAUGAUACUGAACCUGAGCUUUUCAGUUCACAGCCCACAGAUAAAGAUGACUCCCGUGAUAUGGGAUUUAAACCAGACUCGAGGUAUAUUGAAUGGCCGCGCCUGAUUGACACCAUUGCUCUGUGUUAUCUCGCAGCAUCCUUGAUGCGUCUUCCGGUUUGUGUCAAUGAUUUCCACGACAUGAUCAUACGACAAGAUGUACCCUACGUUCGAGCUCUGGCAACUGUCCCUCGGGAAAUGAGGGAUAGACUCCCGCCAGAAUUCACGGGGAUCCUUGAAGUCAACACACUGCCUAAAGCGAAGCACAUCCACCAAAGUGUGCGGGCAAUCAUGCUAUUCUAUCAGCGCCGAUUCGGAUUGGUACUUCCUGCUUUGAAUUUGCCCAUGGUACUUUUCCGGCAAAUAAAGAGAUUGGCUUUACCAAUUGAGGUUUACGAUGCAGCCAAGACUUUGCAGGAGCUAGUAGGCUUCACUUUCCGGUAUCCCGAAGAGUCACAGUAUAAUCGGAAGUUAAUCCAAGAUCUCCCCGACGUGCAAUUGAUGGUCCUCAUAGUCAUUGCUACGAAAUUACUCUUUCCGUUCGAUGACUUGAAAAGAUACCCCACUACCGGCAGUGAACCUGCUGCGCAGGUCAUGGACUGGUCUCUUUGGGAACGCGCUCAAAGUCGGUUCGACCAUGACCCGCGAUUCGGGGACAAUCUUGCAAAAGGGGCCGCCAUCCAUGUCACAGACAAAGAUGUGCUGAACAUGACGUCCGCCCAAAUGGACAAUUACAUGGACUGGUAUGCAAGCAGUUGGUUAGACACCUCCAGGGCCCCCACUCGCAUCGCCGAAUUAUUUCCCAUCAGCCGAACUGGAUCCGAUGCUCAGCCAAUCCCUACGGCUACUCCGGGGUCGUCUUCUGCUCCUGCUGCUCCCGAUACGACAGAAGAAAAGCUCAACGCACUCAUGAAAACGGUCAUGCAAAAUCUCAAAGUCAGAAGGGUCAUCCCGGAAGACGAAGAAGCCGAGGACAAGCGUCCUGGCGAGUUCUAUCGUCGGUAUCGCUGGGAAUCGCAGCUCACGGGCCCCGCACGGGCGUUCUACGAGGAAGCCGCCCGCCUCGCGGCGGUCCCAUUGAAAAGUCUGGUCCAUGCCGUGUCACUUGUCGAGUUCAAGAUCGCAAAGCAAGACGAGGAGCGACAGAACAGGGAAUUCUUCGCCAGGCAGGGCAGAGAAGGGUUGGACAGCGACGAAAGUGAUGUUGACGAUACCUAUGGAAUGGACGACUCUGAAGAGGACAUGGAUGAGCCGGUAUUUGAGGAUAUGGACGCCGAUGAUAAGAUGUGUUUCGUCAAGACCCUGACGGGUAAGACCAUCACCCUUGAUGUCGAGUCGAGCGACACCAUCGACAACGUCAAGACCAAGAUCCAGGACAAGGAGGGCAUUCCCCCUGACCAACAGCGCCUGAUCUUCGCCGGAAAGCAGCUCGAGGAUGGCCGCACCCUGAGCGACUACAACAUCCAGAAGGAGUCCACCCUUCACCUUGUCCUCCGUCUCCGUGGUGGUAUCAUUGAGCCUUCCCUCAAGGCCCUUGCCUCCAAGUUCAACUGCGAGAAGGCCAUCUGCCGCAAGUGCUACGCUCGUCUCCCUCCCCGUGCCACCAACUGCCGCAAGAAGAAGUGCGGACACACCAACCAGCUCCGCCCCAAGAAGAAGCUCAAAUAG
Penicillium bovifimosum is the source of this 2088-nucleotide messenger RNA. Its product is annotated as Ubiquitin supergroup. The record is from RefSeq and is a predicted model, not a curated record. Gene Ontology annotation, molecular function: RNA polymerase I core promoter sequence-specific DNA binding; protein binding; structural constituent of ribosome. The transcript is spliced from 10 exons. NCBI's taxonomy places the organism in Eukaryota, Fungi, Ascomycota, Eurotiomycetes, Eurotiales, Aspergillaceae. Gene Ontology annotation, biological process: translation; RNA polymerase I preinitiation complex assembly; nucleolar large rRNA transcription by RNA polymerase I. Bases 1 to 2088 code for a protein of 695 amino acids. Gene Ontology annotation, cellular component: ribosome; RNA polymerase transcription factor SL1 complex; RNA polymerase I core factor complex.